This is a messenger RNA of Sinocyclocheilus rhinocerous, 1083 nucleotides long. Its product is annotated as extracellular calcium-sensing receptor-like. The transcript is spliced from 3 exons. The record is from RefSeq and is a predicted model, not a curated record. Lineage: Eukaryota; Metazoa; Chordata; Actinopteri; Cypriniformes; Cyprinidae. Gene Ontology annotation, molecular function: G protein-coupled receptor activity. Gene Ontology annotation, cellular component: plasma membrane. The coding region runs from base 1 to 1083 and encodes 360 amino acids. Gene Ontology annotation, biological process: G protein-coupled receptor signaling pathway.
AUGCCUCUUGUGCAGGCCAUGGUAGAGGCAUGUGAUGAGAUUGAUAAGCCAAACUCUGUGUGCAGUGAGAGCUGUCCUCCAGGCACUAGGAAGGCUACACAGAAAGGAAGACCAGUCUGCUGCUAUGACUGUAUUUCAUGUGCAGAAGGAGAAAUCAGUAAUGAGACAGAUUCAAUUAACUGCAAGCAGUGUCCAGGCGAAUAUUGGUCUAAUGCUGAGAAAAAUAAUUGUGUUUUUAAGGCUAUAGAGUUUCUGUCAUUCACAGAAGUUAUGGGUAUAGUGCUAGUCUUUUUCUCACUGUUUGGAGUAGGAUUAACCGUGUUGGUGGCCAUUCUGUUUUACAGCAAGAAAGACACCCCCAUAGUAAAAGCCAACAACUCAGAGCUGAGCUUUCUGUUGCUUUUCUCAUUGACUCUUUGUUUUCUCUGUUCACUUACUUUCAUCGGUGGGCCCACUGAGUGGUCCUGUAUGUUGUGUCACACAGUGUUUGGGAUCACUUUUGUCCUCUGUAUCUCCUGUGUUCUAGGGAAAACAAUAGUUGUGUUAAUGGCCUUCAAGGCUACACUUCCAGGAAGUAAUGUCAUGAAAUGGUUUGGGCCUGCACAUCAACGACUCAGUGCUCUUGCCUUUACAGUUAUACAAGUUCUUAUAUGUGUGCUUUGGCUAACAUUAUCUCCUCCUUUACCUCACAAAAACAUAAAUUAUUAUAAAGAAAAGAUCAUUCUUGAGUGCAGUCUGGGUUCUACUAUAGGUUUCUCUGCUGUUCUGGGUUAUAUUGGCCUAUUGGCUGUCUUGUGCUUUAUUUUGGCUUUUUUGGCUCACACGCUGCCUGAUAACUUCAAUGAAGCUAAAUUCAUUACAUUCAGUAUGCUCAUAUUCUGUGCUGUAUGGAUCACAUUUAUCCCAGCUUAUAUCAGUUCUCCUGGAAAAUUUACUGUAGCUGUGGAGAUUUUUGCCAUUUUAGCCUCAAGCUUUGGUUUACUAUUCUGCAUAUUUGCACCAAAAUGUUAUAUCAUCCUGUGUAAGCCUGAGCAAAAUACAAAGCAACAUAUGAUGGGAAAAUAUCAAUUAAAACCCUAUUAA